CGGGUAGUGGGCUGUGGCCGGUGGCUUGCGGGGAACGGCCGGCGACCACUAAUAAACUUAGGACACUCCGUUUUUCGACUCUCACCAGUCAUUUUCUCUUUUGUGCUUCUCUCUGAGUUUCACACGUUACAGAUUUGAAUCUCUCUUUUUACUGAAGAAGACUUGUCCGGUUUUUUGCUUUUUUUGGUUAAACUGCUGUUUACCUCUGUAGUAAGUAUAUUUAACCUUAUAAUAUUAUUUUAUACCAAAAGCUUGUAGAAUUUGAAUCCCGCAGUUAGCCAUUUUAUUAUUUUUUUUUUCCCUAGCUGAUUUCGUACGGUAGGUAGGUACGCAUUUCACCUAAUUUCCCGACCAUAGAUUUCGGCGUUAUUUCAUCGUUUAAGGAAUCGAAUCAAUUUUAAUUUCUUUUUGCCAGUUAGCAACCGCUUUUUAUCCCUACAAUUAGUAUUUUAUACCUCAUUGAGAUUACCGACUGAAACCUCGUGGUUUAAUUUUUUUUUUUUUCGUAGUUGAUUUCGUACAGUGGGUAGGUACGCAUUUUACCUAAUUGCCUAGUCAUCAAUCUCUGCGUUAUUUCAUCGUUUAAAGAAGCAAAUCAAUUUUAAUUUCUUUUUGCCAGCUAGCAACUGUUUUUUACCUCUGCAGUAAGUAUUUUAUAUCUCGCUGAGAUUACCGAUUGUGAAGCCUCAUAAUUUAAUUUUUUUUUUUUUUUUUUCGUAGCUGAUUUCGUACAGUGGGUAGGUACGCACAUUACCUAAUUGCCCAGUUAUAGACCUCAACGUCAUUUCAUCGCUGUUUACCUUCAUAAUAGUAAGUACAUUAAACUUAAUGAUAUUAUUUUGUACCAAAUGCUUGUAGAAUUUGAUUUCCGCAGUUAGGUAGUAUAGUAUACCUACUUAUAUAUUAUAUCUAUAUACGGUUAUACCUACUUGUUAAUUACAUAAUACCACUAUAUUAUAUGUACAAUAAUAUGUAUCUAUGUUGAGUUUUUUGAGUUUCUCUCAUCUUUUUUUUUUUUUUUUUGAUAAAUGUGUACAUGUAUUCCAAUAUAUAUAUAUAUAUAUAAAUACUCAAUCAAUUUUGCAUUUAAAGUUGGUUUUAAUUGUCAGUUAGAAAUGUAUAGUAAACAAGCUCAUGUUUUAUUGUAUCGUAAAACAUAUUAUUUUGAGAAGCGCGUGUCUUGAAGUAUACUUAAGUCGUUAUGGACUUUCCACCAUUUUUAUGAUAGUAUUCGGUGCGUUGCGAGGUAUAUUAUGAUGUGUUUUUUUUCCUGUCUGAAUAAUUUUUCUACCAGAAAACUUGCUUUGAAGUUUAUACUAUAGCCAGGCCUGUUCAGAAAUAUUUUUGAGCCCACAGCAGAACCAUGAAAGGGGGCCCCCCCUUUUUAUUUCAGAAUGUUUUAAAUCUAGGUACGUGUUUUUCACUAAAAUGUACUAUCUGUAUUUGUUACACUUACCUAAGGCAACUUUCCAUAAAUAAUAAAACAUUUUACACAUUAAGCAAUCUUACAUUUUAUGAAUUAUAUUUAUUAUAUUUAGGUAUAUUUAGUAUUUGUACACAAAAUUAUAAUCGCAAAUAUUUAAAAUAAAAAAAUUAAUUUUAUAAUAUAUUAUAUUAUAUCUAAAAUAUAAAUAGAACUACGGAAUAUAAAUACAUAUGACUUAUUAUCGCAGUUUAUCACAAAUAUUAAACAUUUUUCCUUUUUAACAAUAUGAAUAUAAUCUUUGUAGUUCAUAAUGUUCCGGAGUUUUUUUUUUUUUAUGUAAAUGUUUAUAUAGUAGGUACUGUGUAGAUAAAUUGUUAGACUCUGAAAUGCUUGAAAAUUUGAUAGGAGCUUCAUUAUAUGUCUUAUUGUAUGUUUAAAACAAAAAUUAGUGCAAUAUAUUUUUUUUACGAGAGUUAAAAUUAAAUUUGACAAAACAACUUAGUAUUACGGCUUUUCAAAACAUGUAUAACCAAACUUCACUCCAAAUCUUUUUUCAUUAUCAAUGAUUGCUGAUUAGAGCAUACAUUGACAAAUAUUAUCCUUUCAGUUUAUAAAUCCAUAUGUUGUUUUUGAAGGUUUAUAGUAUAAUUGUUAUGAUCUGUAUUUUUUUUUUUUUUGGAAGUAAUUUGAUAAUAUUUAUUAAUUACUUGGUCAUAAAUAAUACUAAAGUUAUUUACCAACAUUAUAAAUUUUCAGAAAUGCCUCUGAGCAAUUGAUUUAAACCUUUUUUUUUUUUAUAAAUGUGUAUCUUAUGAGUGAUGGGACUCAUAACCACCGAAAUGAACCUUCUCCUUUUACACAAACGUGUCCCUUUGCUGUUUUCCACCAAAUUAUUUAUUGAAUAUUCAAAUGUUUAAAAGCAUAAAUAUGAACUGGUCUGCGGUCAUAUUAAUGUGUGAUAUUAAUAUUAUAUUGAAGCAGGGGCUUCUCAGUUUUUCUUAGUGACCACAUUUUUCUCGGCCUAAUAUUCAUUUACAAAUAUAAAUAUUUUUUCCAAAACACUUAACAAACAGAAAUAACACAUAUUAUAAACCUUCACCUAUUUUUCUUGGUAUUCAAAUUUGACUGUUGGUACAUUAUUAGUACAUAAACGUAGGUCCUUAGGUUUUUAAGCAAGAAUAUUUUGUUAGAUCAAAGUAAUUGAAUGACAAUGAUAUAAAUGCAUGAUGUAUGGAUUUUUAAGGGAGUACAAUAAGAUAAGAGCAAAUAAUGGAGGGAAGUAAAAGUAAAUCUAAAUUACAAAAAACGUUUAAUUUAUGUAUCUAUGAAUAAAUAGGUACAUUCUUUAAAAAAAGUAAAUAAAACUAAUUUUAGUAAUAUCUUUAUAUCAAAAAAAAAUCCUAUUGAAAUUUAGUAAUAGUAUUAAUAAUUAUACUGCAUAAAUUAUAGAUUAUUUAUUAUUAGGUUUAUUUAUAUUAUAGUUAUUACCUAUUUAGUGAAGUUACCGAGUAUUGUUGGAACAGCGACUAAAAUAUAGAAAAAAAAAAAUGUUGUGUCUAUUUUUUUGUAUUUCUAUGUCAUACCCUAAUUUACAAAAUUAACCAUGAUUUGUAAAGAUAUUCAAAAAAUGCUAAAUAUUCUCAAACAUAUAUUAAAAAAAGCGUUUUCCUGAGAACUCCAUGUUGAAUGAAUCUUGUAGAUUUUUCACUGUCAUAGACUGCGCAGACAGUCAAAAUAUGUUUUUGCAUUACCCUUUACUACCCCUCCUGUUAAAAUUUAAAAACGAUAUAAACCUAUGGCUCAAACAGUUGUCAGUACGCAGGUUAUAAUAUUCUCUAUUUAAAUCUGUGUGUAAAAUGGGGGGAAUUUCUAUUUGAAGUGUAGGUAUUACACUCAUUAAAAAUAGUAUUGCAAUAGUCGAGGUUUUCAAACGAUACCAUAGCAAUUAUGCAUAAUGUUUAUAUGUAUAAAAAAAAAAAAAGAGAAACAGAAAUCGAAUACGCUUCUUAAAAUUUAACGACGAGUACAUCGCUGGAUAAAAUAGACCACUCUGUAUAAUAUUUAAGUAUCCGCGGUGAAAUUUGUCUGAACGGCGGUGAAGUGUUUUUGGAUUCCGUAUUCCGUAUGUUUGCACAUUCACACGGCGUUAUUGGGCGUCUGCCGAUAUUUUGACAUUCAACAGCGGCGUACCUAUCGGCCUUUAUAACAAGGGGGGGAGACGAAUUAUGUUUUCACCCAUUCUUAAAAUAGAAAAUUUCUUGAAAAAUAUAUCAAUGCACACAUUUAAUUAUACGAUCACGGUGAGGCGAAUGCCUCCUUUGCUCCUCCCUCUACAUGUACACCACUGUUCGUCACAUUUUGGUUGAGUCACGACUUCGUGUACUCCGCGAAUUAUCGUCAAUCGUGAUGCUUCUCGAGCGUAGGAUUUAUUUUAUCGUCAAGUACAAUUAUUUUUACUCUCCCGGAGUCACUCGCGAUUUCCCAUCAGUUUCAAAUACAAUACGAGCGACUCGUGCUGAUAAGAAAUUUAUCUUGGGUUUACCCCAACAUAGAAGUUAUUAUUUGUUGCUAAUAUUUAGUCGCACAUCAUUUCUCACACGAACCAUGCACAUUUAAAUCAUUUUUAUUUUUAAUUAAUAUUAUUUAUAAACAAAAUAUUAUGUUAGGCGAUGCCCAGCAAAGUAUUUAUCAGGGGUGGCCAAACAUUUUGGUCUAGAUCCACUAUAGUCUGUCCCUGGAGAGGACGGUCCGCUGAUGCACAUGUUUCCCCCUCCACAUAACUUGAUUUCAGCGAAGGCAGCCGAUUGUCAUUUCUUCCGUCGUCGGUUUUCGACUAUACACCGCUAGGAUAUUUUGUAGAAAUUCAAUUGUUAUUAUUAGACAUCGCGCAUCGCACGUUUGUUUACCUUUGCUGUUUCAUAACCUCUUGAUAAUUUUUCAAAUCGUAAACUAUCGUAUAUACAAGCACCUUCUAUAAUAAUCCAGACUUUGUUUUUUUUUUGUAUACAUAUUUAUUUAUUUAAUAUCUUAUUGAACACUGUAGGUAUAAUACAGAGAUAUAUAUACUCGCCGUCAUUCAUUUUAAAAUAAUUAAAAAAAUUGAGAAAAAAGUAAAAAUUACCAAACGGUACAAAAAAGUAAACGCUGUAUAAAUGACGUGUGCGUACACCACGACAAUUGGCGACAAGACAGUGGACUAUCGACAGUCAGCAGUGCAUUAUUUUAAACGCAGUGUACAAAACCUGCACCACUUUUGCGGUCGCCGUUGCUGCGCUGUCGAUAGAUCCGGGAGGGGAUAAAUGGAUAGUGUUGCGGCGUGGGGAUGCGCAGGAGCGCUUCGAUUUGGUCGGAGAGCGGACCGUUCUCUCCAGGGACAGACUAUAAGACAAUUAUAUUUUUGAUUAACUUGAUUAAUAAUUAAUAAUUGGACGAACUGCCGCCCAACACGUUGGUUGCCGGGUAGUAGUUGUUUAAAAUUCAUUCGUUUUGAAGAAGUUUCACGGUUAUUACAAUGAAUUUUGUUGAAUCGUAUAAUUACUCGAUAAAUUUACGACGUAAUAAAGAUUUAAUGAUUGGCAAUAUUGUUAUUUAUUUACCAAUAGCGUAAAAAUAAAUUCUAAUGAAAUGGAGAUCGACCGUUUGGCCACGUCUGGCCGCCGUAUGUACGAUAGACGAAUAAUAAUCGGCGAGCACACUUCUGCACGUGGUUCGGACGCCGCCGCUAUUUGAUAUACAUAGCGUGGUGGCGUAUAAUGUGUUAUAUUUAAUUUAAAUUUUUUUUAAAUAAAUAAUUAUUAUUAACGUUUAUUAAAAAUGAUAUAUGUAUUUGUUACUACUGUAGGAGCUUUGGUUUUCGAAUAUAAUGUUCCUAUUUAUAAUACAAAUAAUUGUUAAAGUUAUGUUAUAAUUAAUCAAAUAAUAAUACACGAUGAUCGUAAUCCGCAGUGAUUGAACGGCGCGUCGUCCUAAAAAUAAUAAAACGAUUAACCACGCACAAGAGCGCGCAUAAACCUUUUAAGUUUUGAACACGUUCAAUUCUGCUAGACCCGUUAUCUAGAGUCGGAAAAUAUUUCUCGCAUGAAAGCCCUCGCGCCGUUUAAUCGCGCGGUCAAAACUCUUCGUGUAAAGGCCACUUAAAAACAUCGUAAAUCGCGGGAGAAUAUCAAACAGUUUCGAUCGCUACUCACUGGCGACGGAUUAAUAUCGUCUAUUUUGUGUUUCUAAAAUCAAAGAAUGUUAAAGGAUUAGUACUAUAAUACGUUUAAUUUUCAGUGGUUCAAACUAUGUGUCCAAAAUUUAAUUAAAAUAUGAAAUAUAAAUUCACAAUAUAAUUGUUGCAACAAUUGUGAUUUUUCCCGAACAUUUUAAUGUUGUAUUUUGCGAACAUUUACACCUAAUAGUUUUAUUUUAUUAUGAUAUUAACGUAUAAUCCUCAUUUCAAAAAACUUUCGAAAAAAAAAUUAACACACAACAAAUAAGAUAUUAAUUAUUAAUUAAAACUUUUAUAUCAAAACCAUUAUAUUUUUUGUAAAUUUUUUUCUAUACAUUGUAAAUUCAUAUUAUAAUGAAAAAUUAUUCUGGUUUUUUUCGGUACCUACAUUUUUCAGCGUUAUCCACUUAUUAGAUUAAAAUAUUAAAUUUUACGCACGACGCACGACGUUGUUGUCAAUACGGCCGCCUUUUUGUGGUGAUAUUCCUGAAAAUAUAUUCCAUGCUCUCCUGGUCAAUAAUAUUAUAAACGUAAAAUGUUCUUGACACGGAGAAAUUUCUGCACAAAAAUAAACAUAUCGUGUUAUGAAAGUAAUUAAUUUUACGGGUUGUGGGUUGGCUAUCUCUGAAUUUUUAUUAAAUACCCUCGUGUGCCGUAAUAAUGGAUAUUCCGUCGAUUUCGUAAUUAUUGUUCCAAAAUUGCACACCAAAACCCCUCAAUACAAGUUUAGAACGUUUGUCUUCUUGUUUAAUAAUUUUGACAAACUGUUCCCCAAAUGUUGAAACCACAAACAGAUUUUAAUUUAAUUUAGUUUAAAUUAGGUGAACAGAGGAAAACUAGUUAAUCGAAAACUUGCUGCAAUUAUAAAACCAAAGCGAACUAGGUUUUUUUAAAAAAAUUGUUUUUCUAUUCCAUAUUCCAAAUAAAAACUCAUGUAUUUAUUUUUUUUACCCGUAUUAAUUUAUUGUGUAUAAAAACCACGAAGCGAAAUAUUAUCUUAUGUAGAAAAAACAUUUUAUCUUCACAAAAUGCCAAAAAAUAAAAAUAAUAUAAAUUAAUAUUAUUUUCUUUAUCAGCGUUUAUUUAUUUUUUUUUUUUAAGUAGACACGAUGUUAUUAUUAUAAUAUUAAAAAAACUCCUUGGUUUUUCCCAUUUUAUUUAAUUAAGAUUAUUUUUCGUUUAAGAAAUCUACUUAUAUAUUUUAUUUGACAGAGAUGUAUGCUAAUGGAAAAAAUAUUUUUUUUUCGUUUAGUAAAAAUUAUCUUACUUUCGUGUUAGUUAAUAUUAGUGAUUAGUAAUCGUAUUAUCAUAAUUAAUGGAAGUUUAUCUUUUCAACCGCAUUGGGCUUGUUUAUUUUUGAUAUAUUUUAAUCUUUAAGCCACAUAAUUUAAUAAAAUAUCACAAUUUAAUAACCGUUUAUGUUUCGCCUAAAAAUUUAAAUAUCAAUAAAUCUGUAAUUUAUAUUUGAACAGCAUUUCUAGAAUUCCUCAACCAUUUUCGACAAUUUUCAAAAAAAGUUAUAUUGAAUAUUUUUCGUGUGUAGAAUCUUUUCUGAAAGAAAAUUUUAUUUAUUUGGUGUAUUGGGGAAGUGAUUUUUGAUUUUCCAAUAGGUUUUCAUAUUAAUUAAGUAAAACGGGAGAAAAUAUUGUAGGAAAAUUAAUAAAUAUUUACAGCCCGCUGCGUUAUCGAUUUCAUUGUUAAUUUUUACGAAAUAUGGAUUUUACCAAAAAUAUUGCUCCAAUGCAUAAACGACAAAUGAUCGUUAUUGUUAAACUCUCAUUGGUGAAUAUGGUAUUAUGAUUUUACAAGUAGUUAGUCUAUUAUUAGGAAUAUCCGGAAAAAAGAAGCAAGACUGGGAAAAUUACAAAAGCAAUGCUUUUAAUAUUUUAAAUCGUUUAAAAUACUUUAAAAGAUUUGAAAUUAGCACAAUCAUUUUAGUAUUAUACAGUAAAGUUUACUGUAUUUAUUAAGCCACCUCCCUACGAUUUUCCAAACAAUUAUAAUAUCUGGUUAAAAAUGAAAUAUGACUUUUAUUAGCUAACUAGAUCUAAAAUGCAACAAAAAAGAUUUUUUUAUCAUUUGUAUCGGUUGCAACAAGAUUUUUGGUAGAAAAUAUAAUGAUUAGCAGAAAUUAAAAUAUUGAAAUUGUAUGCUCAAAAUUUGUCAAUAUUUAAUUUACGUGUUUGUCCCAUUUUUCCUACUAUGAAAACUUACUACUAAAUAUUUUACAUUGAUUUUCAUGCUUCGCUGAACUACACAUUUUUCCGACUUUGUUUUCGAACCCACUGACCAAUAUCUGACACAAUUUUUUGGAUUAAUGAUGAUUUUCGGUUAAUAAUUAAUUAAUUAAUACCUAUCAUGUUAUUGUUAAUGAUAAUAAUAUGAUUGAUAAUAGAAUCGCAUGUUCCAGUGUAAUUGACAACCCAAUUAAUACAGGUGUCUCACGAAGAUAUACCCAUUACAAUACAUCCUGACAUUAUAAAGAUAGCCAAAUUGUGAUUCUUUUCUGUAUUACCUGCAGGGAUAAGGACUUCAUGUAUUUACAUUUGAAUUAAAUUUUUAUAUUUUAGUAAAAAAACCAAAUUAAUAACUUUAUUUUAUUAUUUUUUGAAUAAUUUGAAUCAUUUUUUUUUUUAAAUUUUAUUACAGUGUUAUUCUUCUGAAAAUUUUAAUUUUCAUCAAAUUUGUGAUUUUUUUAAUAUUUGUUUUAAGUUAAGAGUAAAUUGACUAAUUUUAUUGUACAACAGGCUGUUAUUACAUUUUUCAAUUGAUUAUUAUUACUAUGGCUAAUUGACAGAACAAGAAAUGCUAUCUUGAAUUUUUCAAAAAUAAUAAAUAAUUAUCUUAAGGUUUUACCAAAGAAUAAGAAAUGAAUUGAAAUAUAAAUAUUUAUAGUAAUUAUCCUUGUAAGUAAUAUAACAAAAACAGUAUUUGAUUAUUUUUAUUGUCUUUAGAAAUAUUAUAUUUUCUUGAUACACUGUAUAUUCUAAUUUCUUACUUUGUGCAUAUUAUGUUGUGAGCAAAACAUAACAUUAGUAAUAUAAACAAAACUAUGUAUAAAGACAAAACAAAUAAUAUUUUCACUUAUUAUUAAUAAAUAAUAAAAUAUUUUUGAAUAUUUAAAAAAAAAAAAUGGUAUUUGUAUUAUGUAUGCAAUUAUUAUUAUUAGUUGUAAGGUCCUAAGGAUAAUUAUUAAUACCGUUGUACACAAUAUAAUAAUAUAAAACAGGGUACUUAAAAAAUAAAAUCUUAAAUCUGCAUACUACUUUUACAUUUAUCUAUAAAGUAAUAAUUGGUUUUCAGUUUGAUCACAGUAUUCAGGAAAACUAUUAAACCAGUUUCCAAGAUCUAUGCACAAUGAUUCCUAACAAUCCAAUGUAAAUUUUCAUACCAAUUUUUAUUAUUAUAAUAUCAAUAAAUAAAUAUAAUCUUACUAUUAUAUAAAUAAAUGGUGGUGUCUUGUUAUCUUGUGCUAUUUUUCUAUAGAAUCCUUAUGUUACCACAGUAAUAUGCUAAUCAGUUUUCAUUUUUUAAAUUAUAUAGGCAAAGUUUGUAUGGGUAAAGCUAGUGAAUAAUAAAAUGUGAAUUAAUUAAAUAUUUCAAAAUUUGUUUUGCUAUUCCAGAUUCAAUUAUUGACAAUAGUAUGGACUGCCCGCCAUCUACUUCAACAUGUAAAUCAUUAACAUCGAUUAAAAAUAGAGUGAGUUAAAUGCUUUAACAUUUUUUUUACUAAUUUAGAUAUUCCUAUUGACACUAGUAUGGACUCUCAAUCAUCUACAUUAAGAUAUGAUAGUUCAAAUUCUGCACAAAGAAAACUGACAGACUUUGGACAAGAUGUUACGAACAUAAAGCUAGGUGAUAUUGUUUGGUGUAAAAUAUUUAAUUUUCCAUUUUGGCCUGCUUUGGUUUGUAUUGAUCCAGUUGACAAUACUUAUAUUAAAGGUAAGCUUUAAUACUAAUUUAAUAGUAUGAAAUUAUAUUUUUUAGACAAUAUUAUUAUUAUUACCUCUUUAAAAUAUAUAUCUGCAUACUUUUGUUUGUUUUUUUAAUGUUUGCUAACCGAUUGGUAAUCUUUUUACUUAUUUAGUUUUGUUGGUUUGCUUUUUUUGGUUUUGUUUUUUUAAUGCAUAAAUUAUUAAUGUUUGCUCCUAAGAUUUUUAAUAUUUUCUUAUCGUUAUUAUUACAUACAAAUUAAAUCAAUUUAAAAAUGUUAUUUUGAUAUCAUUCCUGAUGUUGAUGGAGGCUUAGGCUGUAAUUGUAUUGCUCAAAUUUUAAAAUAAUAAUAAUUCCUGUUUCAUUUUUUUUAUUAUUUUAAGAACAAGAUAACAAAUACAAAAUCCAUGUCAGAUUUUUGAACGAUAAUUGCCUAAGGAAUUGGUCAAAAAAUAUAGAACCAUUUAUUAGUGUUGAUGAAUUGAUUUGUAAAUACCCUAAAUGUCUGGUAAGUUUAAUUUUAAUUACCAAUUUGAUUUUAUUCAUAACCUAAAUCCACACUGGUCUUUGCUCACUAAACCAUGGAAGCAUAUUAAAAUAUAAUUUUAUCUGAUUAAUAAUUGUAUGUUUUAUUAAAUAAUCAUUUCAAAUGAAUUAUAUUGUUUGACCAAAUGUAAUCAUAUUAUAAUUUAAUUAUUAAUUUAAAUUUCUUACCUGUGUACAACAGUCCAAACAAAUUUAUACAAAUGUUUGAAAGAUAAUAUUUUGUACUUUAUUAUGACUUGACCUUUCAACAUUCAUGUCAACCAGGGGACUAUUUAAGUAGGUGCACUCAUUAUCUCUGAAAGUAUUAGACUUUUCGGAAUUUUUUAUCUAGAACAUUUGAGUAACAAAACUACUCUUUGCAAUUUUAUAUUUGUUUUUUUUAAUUUUAUUUUUUUGGGGGGGUAAAACCAUUACCCACUUUUGAUUUUCAAAUAGCAACCUAUAUUCAUAGGUCCAUAAAUAGGAAUUCAGAAAAUAAUAUCAUUCAAAUGCAAAUUCUGUUAAAUAGAAAAAGCUGUUUGUUAAAAGGAUGUUGUACUCUCACAUUCUUUCAGAAUAAGGGAUAAAAAUUCACAGAUAUUGUGAAUUUUUAAGAAGUAUAUCCGACUGGGGUGGUACUUUAGGCAGGUAUUUUUUUGAUUUUCUCAGGAAUUUUCCCAAUUAAUGGGAAAAGACUGACGAAAGCUGAUAAAUUAUAUAUUUUAUCAAUUUAACUAUUAAAGUCAUGUCUAAUAUUAACUCUAAUGGAUAUUUUUUAAAAGUUUAUCAAACUAUAUAUAUAUACUCAAUCUCCAAAAACCAUUAUUGCAAUGUGAAAUAAAAAAAAUUACAAUAUAUUCUAUUCCACGAUAUGGUUCCCCAAUAUAUCCAUAUCCCAAAUUAUUUGACAAAUUUUAUGAGCAUAAUAAAUCAACAAAAUGUUAACAGGUCCAAUUGAAGACAAAUAAACGUAAUAAACAUUUGUGGGAUGGAGCAGUGCAAGAAGCUUAUGAUUUGAUAGCACUUACUAUGUAAUAUUUUAGAUUAGUUUGUUAAUAUUCAAACUUGUAUAUUAAACUAUUGAUGAGUAUUUAACAUUUUCAGAGAAGAAAGAAAGGUACAUUUUGCCGAAUUAUAUCAAAUUGAAUAUAUGGCUUUGUUUGAUGACAGUCCAAACCCAUCUGCUGCUGUAAGUUUAAUAAUGUCCAUAGGUAAAUAAAGCAUGAUCAUGUUGUUAAUCAAAUACUUAUUUUUUUGCAGCCGGAAAAUAUUGAAAACCCUGUGUGUGAAACACCUAAAAAAAAAACUUCAAAGGAAAGAAGACUAGAAUUAAACGAUUUAAAAUCCGCCAUAUUCAACACGUUCUUAGAAUGGUGCGGUGCUUCUCAAUCUGUCAUAGACCACGAAAAAAUGAUAGAAGAUAUAAUUAAUCGCUACGGAAUUGUUGAUAAAAAAGACAUGGAAGUUUCAGAUGAAGAGGAAUUCAACGAAAGAUUCAAUAGAUUAAUCCUUAAUCCAACUCACCCUGAGUGUAAACUUUCACUAAAACAUAAACGCCAAAUAGAGUGAGAAAAUAAAAAUUUAUAUCCAUGUGUGCUAUCCUUGUCUUACCAUCACAUAGCAUAAAAAAUUCUGCAACGUGUCUCUGUGCUGUUUUUUUUUUAUAUAUAUAUAUAUAUAUAUAAGAGUAAAUAUUAACAUAUUAUUAAACUUGAAAGUUGGAAAAUAAUUUAUGUAGAUUGAAAAAUUCUCUUAUAUAAAAGGUAAAUUAAAUCACAGAGUUGCGUGCUGAAUGCAAAUUGUCUGUGUCAUUGGUAAGCUACAGAGAACAAUCCUGUUUAAGAGGAUGUUAUACCUCCAUAAAUUUGUUUUAAAAUGAUAUUUUGCAAGGGAAUGAACCACUUUGACUGAAAUACUGUUUAACAAUUAUUUUUUUCAAUAUUACAAACAAAUUAUUGUUUUAAAACACUUUAGUUCUGUGUUUUUCAAAUUUUUCCUGCCCAAAACCGUUUUUAAUAUUAAAAAAAAAAAAAUGGUGGGCUGUAGUCAAGACAGUGAGAUAGUGGGUAUGGCUACUUUGCAUGUAGCAUCCUCCUUAGUAAAAUAUUAACAAUAUCAAUUACAUGAAAUUAUUUGAAAUAUCAUCUCUAUAUUAUUAUAUUAAUUUUUAUUCUUGUUUAUAUUUUAGAUCCCUGGCAAAUAGAGAAGAAGUACAUGUUGUAAGAAGGUUAGUUGGUAGGAAAAUGUAUAAGAAUCAAAAUGAUGCAAAGCGAGAUAUUAAAAAACAAAAAAAAUAAAUUGUAUAAAUAAGUUUUAAUGUAUAUAUUUUAAUUUCAAGCUCGAUUUGAAGCUUUAUGAAAAGCAAUACUGUUUAAUAAAAUAUUAUUUAACUCAAAUUAAUAUAUUCUAUAUUUUACUUAUUAGAUGCAGAUGUAUAUAAAUUUUUUGAUAAGUGCACAUACUUGGUUUUGCCAGGGAGUAUCACAAUUAGCAUAUGUAUUAAUAGGAGUAGUAGUAUUAAUAUUGUUAAUUCUAAAUCUUUUUUUUUUUUUUUUUUACUUAAUUUUGUUGUAUUAAAUACUUAUUGUAUUAUAAAAAUUUGUAAUUUGUUUUUAUAAUCAACUAUUUACAUAAUGAGUUUGCCUUUUUUAAUGAUAAUAAUUUUGUUAAUAUUUAUUUGUUUGAUU
This is a messenger RNA of Cinara cedri, 12781 nucleotides long. NCBI's taxonomy places the organism in Eukaryota, Metazoa, Arthropoda, Insecta, Hemiptera, Aphididae. The record is from the annotation of a GenBank genome assembly.